Molecule: messenger RNA, 1441 nt
Organism: Papilio xuthus (Asian swallowtail)
Lineage: Eukaryota; Metazoa; Arthropoda; Insecta; Lepidoptera; Papilionidae
Gene: bisc
Product: TM2 domain-containing protein 1 biscotti
Exons: 4
Coding region: 146-736 (196 amino acids)
Source: RefSeq, a predicted model, not a curated record
GAUUACAACUUACGAAUCACAAGAAUAUUAUUAUCAAAAUAAAAAUAACUUGUUAUAAUUAUAAAAAUAUGACAAGUGAAUGUUAAACAUUGUUUGAUUAGGUGGGAUAACAGUGUCUGUUUUUUGCUUUACGACAAAACCCAACAUGCUACGAGUCGUCCUAUUUGUAUUAUUUUGCUUUUAUACUGGGAUUUGUGGUUCUGAUGAGGCCAAGGGAGAUAAAGUGGUGACCGUGGAUUGUUCUACAUUACGUUUGGGUCAAUAUAUUUGCCCUGACCCUAGUGUAGAUCAAAUAGACACGGAAACACAACAAUAUAAAGGUUGCACAAAGGGUAAAAUUGUUCCUUCUGAGGGUGAAGCUGAUGUGCAAUGUAUAGCAGCUGAUGGAAUUAUAUGCACUGAAACCAACAAUUCUACAUUUACUAGAAAAAUGCCCUGCAAAUGGACGAAUGGCUACUCCUUAGAAAUAGCUCUACUAUUGUCAGUGUUCUUAGGGAUGUUUGGCUUGGAUAGAUUCUACUUGGGCUAUCCUGGUAUUGGUUUAGCCAAACUGUGUACACUUGGAUUCAUGUUUUUGGGUCAACUAUUGGAUAUCAUUUUGAUUGCAGCACAGGUUGUAGGUCCAUCAGAUGGGUCUGCGUUUGUCAUACCAUAUUAUGGAGCAGGAGUUACAGUUAUCAGAAGUGAUAAUGAAACAUACCUUCUGCCACAGGCUGAUUGGCACAAUAUUACCUGACAGUGGGGUUUUAUCACCUUCGAAGAAGAUGAUGAUUAUGAAUGGACGUAGUGUCUCAGUAACAAGGAAUAUAUUUUAUAAUACAGCUGUGUUAUAUUUUUGAGAUGUGUAAUAUAAUUAAAAUGAUUUACUUACAGUGGUUUUCUAAGACCAAAAAUCUCCAUUUAAUACAUAUGGUUACCUUGUUGUUGAUAUGUUUUAUAAAGAUAUUUUGCUCUCAGAAACCCACAAUUAGCAAUAUGAUAAAUAAAUAAUGCUAAGCUAUUUGUCAUUAAACUGCUUUGUUUAUUAAGAAUGAGAAUAUACUAAAAUCAAUAAGAGGCUCUUCUGUAUUAGCAAUUUUUAGUCAUUUUAUAAUUUUUAACAAUCUACCGCACUUGGCCACAAUUCCAUCCGAUGUUAAGAGAUUCAGAAAUUUAAUGAAUUCUGGCUGACUUUUUUGUUUUUUUAAUAUUAUUUGUCAUAUCAGCCUAUGGUUAAACUGCAUCUUUAGAUCUCAAAGAUAGUGAUACUACUAGCAUGUAAUUUACUGUUGAAUGAAGCUAUUAGGAUAAGAAAUGCUUCUUAUCAUGACUUUAAUAUCAUGCGAAGAAAUAUUAUUUAAAUAAAUAUGUAGAAAGAUACUGGCAACAUUUACGGGAUGUAAAAAAAUACAAUGUAAAUAUAACAUUGUUUAUUUACAUAAAUAAAUAAAAUUUUAUCUAU